This is a messenger RNA of Pistacia vera, 1567 nucleotides long. RefSeq names its product zinc finger protein ZAT9-like. The transcript has 2 exons. The coding region runs from base 273 to 1319 and encodes 348 amino acids. Gene Ontology annotation, biological process: regulation of DNA-templated transcription. NCBI's taxonomy places the organism in Eukaryota, Viridiplantae, Streptophyta, Magnoliopsida, Sapindales, Anacardiaceae. The record is from RefSeq and is a predicted model, not a curated record.
UGCCGUUUUAAAGAAAAUCAAUUACUAACAAACCAAAUAAAUUUAUUUUGAUUUUUAAUCGAAAAAGAAAAAAAAAGAAAAAAUUCUGGUAUCUUUGUAUAUAUCUCUUGGUGGAGGAAUGCUUGUCACCUACUCCUUUUAAGUUUCCAUUCUCUCACAUUGAAAGGGAAAUCCAGAGCUCACAGGCUUUGAGAGAGAGAGAGAGAGAAGUAUCUCUGUUUUUACUCUGGUUUUUUUCUUUUUUUUUUUGGUUUGGUUUGGUUUUUAUUGUAAUGGAGAAGCAUAAGUGUAAACUUUGCUUCAAGAACUUUUCAAAUGGAAGAGCUUUAGGUGGUCACAUGAGGUCUCAUAUGUUGAAUCUUCCAAUUCCUCCAAGACAACGUGAAGAAGAAGAGGAAGAACAAAGGAAUCAACUCAGUGAUGAUACCGAGUCAACUUCUUCACAACCGUCAUCAUCUCCAUCAGACGAAGAAGAAGAAGAAGGAGAAUUAGAAAAGGGGUCUGUUAUUCUUCAAGAUAGAGAAAGCGAGACUGAGUCAUCAAAGAACCCAACUCGUAGACGAUCCAAGCGGACUCGGAAGUUGGAACAUCAGUAUCAUCAUCAUCAACAACAAAGACAAGAACAAGAGAUGGUAAAGAAGCUUAAAUUUAACAAACUGAGUAAGACCGAGUCAUGGGUUGAGCCUGAACCGGUGAGUUCCAUAUCUGACACAACUACAGAAGAAGAUGUCGCUUUCUGUCUUAUGAUGCUUUCAAGAGACAAAUGGAAGAGAAAAGAACAACAGCGGCAUGAAGUUCAAGAAGACGAAGAAGAAGAAAAUGAAGAAGCAGAAAAGUCAAUGGAGGAAACAGAUGAAUCUGAUGAGUUCAAAUCUUCAAAACAACGAAGUCGAGGAAAGUACAAGUGUGAAACAUGUAAAAAGGUAUUUAAAUCUUAUCAAGCUUUAGGUGGACAUCGAGCAAGUCAUAAAAAGAUUAAAUUUUACUCUCCAAUUCAAGAACCUGAGUUGGACCAAGAAAAUGCAGGUACUUCUACUCCCGUUCCAAUGUUGGAAAAGAAAAUCCAUGAAUGUCCUGUUUGUUUUAGAGUUUUUUCUUCUGGGCAAGCUCUUGGUGGACAUAAGAGAACUCAUGUAACUGGUUUAGUAACAACGACACCACCACCAACAACAAGUAGUACUCCUGCUAGAAGUUCCACAAAGUUAGGAGAAAAUUUGAUAGAUCUUAAUCUUCCUGCUCCAAUCGAUGAUGAUGAUAUUAGCCAAAUCGAGCUGUCUGCCGUUUCUGAUGCUGAAUUUGUGAACCACAUCAAACGAUGAAAUCCUGCUUAGUUUUUGUGUUGGUCCGCACAACUGGUUCCAUCUAAAGGUAAAAGAAUUUUUAGCUUCUUUUUGUGUGUUUCUGGGAUCUAAAAUUAUGCCAUUCGUUGCGGUCAACUGGGGUUUAAAUUAGUUUCUUUUAUAUUCUUAGACUGUUCUAAAUCAGCUAACUGUAACGCAUCUCCUUCAAAUUUUCUCUCAUAGUCUGUAACAACCGAUUCAAGAAUAUUUUUAUUAAUGGAGAAACC